AUGUAUAAAUACUCUUUAAGAUUCAAAGACUCAAAAAUUGAAGAACAGUAUUUGAUACAUCGAAGCACAACACUCCAAUUUCCAACCCUAACUUAUGUUACAGGAGGAGGGUUCUUACUUUUGAUCAUUAACUUUUUUGUUCAUUUGAUAGGUCAAAGUUAUUAAAAAGCCAUAAAAAAUGGAGCCAUUGCAUUUUAUCUAUUAUUUUAAUACAUAUUGUUAAGAAAAUACAGCAAAUUUAGAAAGUACUCGAAUUUUGCUUUGCUAAUAUGUAAUUUAAUCUUUACAGCAUUUGAAUAUGAUAAUCCCGCUCCUGUUAAGACAUAUUAUGAUGGUUAUAUAUUAGGAAGCAAUCAAAUGUUGGUACAUAAUAUUUUGAUGUUUGCUAACAAUCUUAAAUUAGGAAUUGUUGCUAAUUUAAUUCAUACUGUCUCGAAAAUAUUGAUUGUAUAGCUUUAUUAAGGUAAUAUGGAUAUUUAGCAAUAUGUUUAUACAACUGUAUUGAGUUUAAGUUUUAUUAUCAUUUAAUAUGAAAUUGAGAAGUAAUACAGGAAUUCAUUUUUUCUGUCUCUCAAAGACAGUACUUGGGGUAAUAAAUGUGAAAAAUAAUAUAUUAGAAAUCAUGACUCCUUUAUUUUUAAAGAAACCUUACUUUUUAUUUUCUUUCAAUAAAGAAGAGAAUGCAUAUUAAGUAAUAUCCUCAUACUUAAAAGAAUACUUUGAAUCAGAGACUCCUUUAACAACAUUUAUGUAUCAAUCAAAGGUUUUAGGUAAUGAAUCCUUAUAAGCAUACAUAUAAAGAUUGACUGUUAAAAGCUUAGAGAAUCGUAAUAAUUUAUGCUUAUUCAAUUAAUAUCUGAAUGUCGAUUAUCUUAAUAAAAAAGUGGCAAUUUCAAUAAUAGCAUACUAAUUUGAAAAAGUGAUAUAUGCAAUAAUUAUUGAAUCUGAGGAUCCAAUAAGAAAAGAGUAAAAAAUGAAAUACUUGUAGUAGAUUUAGAUAUAUAAAGAAUUUUUCCAUUUAUAAAUAAUGCCUAUAAAUAAAGUGUUAGCAACAAUAUUAAAGGAGAAUCAUCAUCCUUUAUUGAGGGAUUUGAGAAUAUCAUUAAUUGAGAUAUAUUAUUAGUAGUCUUAAGUAUGUGAAUUAAAGUUAGUAACUAUAAAGAAGUUACUUCUUAAAUGUGUACAAUUAUUUUAGACACCAAAAUAUUCAAUUAGUAUAGUUUGCAAUGAUGACAUAAAAUUUAUUACUAUGAAACAUGCAUUAAUAAUAUUUCUACUUGAAAUACUAAAAAAAAAUAAUGGAUAAUUUUUAUAAAUAAGAAUUAGUUAAGUUUAAAAUACUUCAAUAUAAAUAAUUGGUAUGAAUCAUUUACCUUAAUCAGAACUAUUUUAAAAAAGUAAAGAAAUGUUAAUUGAAAGAGUUUUAGAAUCUCAGAAUUGUAAAAUUAAUUUUAUAUUUAGGUUUUAUGUUCAUAUUAAUGAAAACACCACAUUAAAAUUUUAAUGAUUAUUUUUACAUUUAAGAUUCCAAUUAUUGA
Paramecium pentaurelia is the source of this 1538-nucleotide messenger RNA. NCBI's taxonomy places the organism in Eukaryota, Ciliophora, Oligohymenophorea, Peniculida, Parameciidae. The record is from the annotation of a GenBank genome assembly.